AUGGAUAAGAGAAGAGACAGACGAAUUGAAGACCAUGUAGAGGACGAAAACAACAAAAAAAUAAAAGUUUUGCAUUCCCAAGUAUCAGAAAUAAAAGCCGCCGCAAAUAAUAUUUACCAAGAAACAAAAGACAGCAAUUCCUUUUUAGAUGUGUUUAAUGGGCAGAUGGAAAAAGGAAAAGCGGGUGUGAGAAAUGUGUUUGAUAGGUUUGAAGGGGUUUUAGCUGACAGGAAUAACAGGCUGAGCAUUUAUAUUGCAGGGUUUCUGACUAUUCUUUUCCUUAUUGUGUGGAAAUAUGCAAUGUACAGUGGAGGUGAAUCUAGCUAA
Molecule: messenger RNA, 327 nt
Organism: Blepharisma stoltei
Lineage: Eukaryota; Ciliophora; Heterotrichea; Heterotrichida; Blepharismidae
Source: the annotation of a GenBank genome assembly